GGCUCAGUCUCGCGCCGGUCAUUUGACGGUUUCUCCAACGGCAGGAGGGGGGCGGGGGGGAGAGAACUAAGGCUCGGGACUUGGACGAGGGAGGAUGACACCGUGUCCUUCCAUCCCCCAACCGCGUAAACAAGGGCAAGUGGGUCGAGAGAGAGAAAGACACACCCACUUUCCCUGUGCCGCCUCCUCCGCCGCGCCCCUCUCCCUUUCCUCCCACAGCAGCCGAGCCUUCUAAGCGGCGAAGGGCUAAAGGUCGCCACACACGCACGCGAGAUACCUGGAAAGGGGGGAGGUGGCUGUGGGAAGAGCCAGCUCGGGGCAGUUAGCCUCCGGAGAGGGGGCGUGGCUUGGCGCUCGCGCUCCGGACACGCCCCCCGGGGGGAGGGGUCGAAGUGGUAAAUAAGGGGCCGCACGUGCAGGGCGCGAGGCGAAAGGGUUCGAGCGGAGGAACCGCGCAGAAACACAUACACUCCAGCCGUUGCUCACGGUCAUCGUUUCGCUGCUGCUUCCGCCGCGGAGCCAUGAAGGCCGCUCGCAUCGCGAUUCGCAGCGCGGCCCCCUUGGCGGGCGGGGAGCGGGCGCCCCGAGAGGUGGAGCAUUUUGCCCGCUACUCUCCGUCGCCGCUGUCCAUCAAGCAGUUCCUGGAUUUCGGUGAGGGCAGUUGCGGUGCGAUCGACGCGUGUGGGAGAGUGGGGGCGGCACGGGGUGGCCGCUGUGGGGCAAUGCCAGAGCAAAAGGGUGGGGGGGGGGUUGAGGUGGUCGCUGGUGAUGGGAGAUGGCCUUUUGGGACACCGCCUAGUAGGGUCCUGCUUGAGAUGACUGUGUGUGUGUGUAUAAGAGGUGCAGUUUAGUGUGGAGAGGCCAUAAGGCUUAAUAGUCUUAUGGACCCCCUCCCCCAUAGAUCAGCCUGGUAUCCCCCAGAUGCUGUUGGACUGCCAGCCCCAGACAACACAGCCAGACAACAUCUGGAGGGGCGCCAGGUUGGCAAAAGCUGCUACAGAUAGCAAAGUCUAUGACUGCACUCACUUCAAGUUGUGGGAAGUCAGUCCUGUUGCAUUAGGGGGCUCAUUCUGUUAAGUGGGGGAUACCCCUGGUCCUCUGUCCUUGUAUUCAUGGGUUGGGCUUCCAAAGCAGUGUAAGCUGAGGCCAGGGGGGAAAGGUGGGUGAAAACGAUUUUGCUUUGGGGUGUGUGUGUCUGGAUAAUGCUCCCAAGAGGGAUGGGGUGGGUGUGGAAUGUUAUCUCCAUCUUUUCUUACUGGCUUGCAUUCAAGCAAAUUGCACUGGAGUAGCUAUGUGCAUCUAUCACAGCAAAACCAAAAGCAAACAAGUCUAGGCUACCUUAAAGUGCUUAAUCAAGUUCUUUGUUACAUCAGCUUCUGUGGACUGGAGUCUGGUUCAUCAAGUGAAUUCAUCUGAUGCAAUCCACACAUUUGAUGCUAUGGGAUCUAGUCCAAAGGAGUUUAUGCCACGAUCUCUUAGGCUGCAACCUUAUGUACACUUCUCUGGGAGUGAGCACUAUUGACAGGGCCAGCCCAAGACAUUUUAGGACCUGAGCCAAACCACAAAAUGGUGACCUCUCUCUUCACCAGAGAGGAAGGGGUGAGUGAAGAUCUGUAUCAGGUGCAAGGGGAGAAUAAAGAUCUACACUGAGAUCUGUUGUCCCUCUGGAUUAUGCUGCCCAAGGUGGUUUCCUCACCUUGGUGGGCCAGCCCUGACUAUUAACCUUGUUUCUGAGUAAACUUGCACUACAAAUCUUUAAGGAUCCCCAAAACUCCCUUUGGUUUAUUCAUCUUUUGCCCUUGUACUCCAGCUGAAGUUUUCAUUUGUUGUUAGCAUAUCUUAGGACUGCACAGAGCUCCAUGGAACUGUCCACCUGUUGAGCAUAUAGAUUUUUUCAUCUUUUUUUCUCUGUGGUUUUGGUAUGCAACAAUUUUGUUAUGCAACAAUUUUGGUUCUAUUAGAAAGCAAAUGUGCAGGGAGAGUUUUGCAGGAAAUUACUAUAGUUUACAGGAAUUCUCAAUUCUCAAGUUAAAAAAAUAACAUUGUAUGCUCUUUCCCUUCAUAUGGUACUUAUUAAAUCUAUUAUGCAAUCAAAUGUGAAGCAUUUGGAAAUAGUUCACCUAAGUAAACAUUUGUCUACAUGCCUGUGUUUCUAAACUAUAUUUUUCUUAGUCACUGAAAUUGGUUCUAUACUUUUUAAUGUUAGCUUUUAAAAUCUAUAAAGAAGCAGUUUUACCUUUUUUUAAAAAUGGCAGCUUUUCAAGGGUGCUUUCUCGGAAUCUUCAUAGUUGUUUACUCUAUUCUCAUUGGCUCAAGUUGCUUCACAUGUUCUAUUACAAAUGCUAGAAAAAAAUGGUAAUAACUUCAAGUCACAAAGUAUGAAAAUAGGAUUUUGUCCUCUAGUUCUGAUUAAUUGGAUAAGUAAUUUUCAGCAUUGCUCAGUUUAUUACUUUUAGCCUGGCCACCCAUAGUAGGCUUUGUUAGUUUAUUAUUGCUGACACUGUAUUCAGUCAUUCUUCAGCCAUCAGUGUCUGUUGUGUGAUAGAAAAGGCUGUUUUUCAUUUAGUAGAUACAGUUUAAAACUUUACAACUUAUAAGCAGAAAAAAAUAUUAAUCACUCAGCUGCUAGAUAUAUAAAUACACAUGCCAGUGUGUUAGGUGUGGUCUGCUACUUGCAGCUAAAAGGAAUUAUUUAAAGCAGUAGUAAUUUUGCCAAAGCUUUCUAUACAUGCUUGUGGUUUCACCAGAUCUCUGUUGUGGCUGGUUAGCAAUGAUUGGCUUUUGUUCGUCUCUAUUUUCUGUGAGGGCCCACAAUUUUUACUUGUAGAAAAGCCAAAGGCAUUUUAAAAUUACAUACUCUUAAUGUUAAGUAGUACUGUACUUGUUGAACUUAAAAUAAAGCAUUGUGAAAUUUAUAUGCAUUUGUGGGGGUUUGUUUGUUAAUAUCUCAAGAGACAGAUAGUGUUCAUCAUUCUUCUGAGCACUUGGUGGAACACAGCUGGGAUGUGGCCUAGUCCACUUUUCCCAAGUCUGGUCCUGUGCACGUUUACUCAGAACUAAGUCCUACCAAGUUCAGUGCAAUUUACUGUCAAGGAAGUGCACAUAUGAUUGCAGCUUAGACCUUUUUCUUAAUCCUUACCAAGAAAUUGUAACUACAUAUAAUAUGGCUUAAAUCAAUAAUAGUUUAUAGCUGAUUUUAUCUGUGGUAAGUCAUAUCAUAGCUCUGUUCCCUAAGAGCACAUUGGUAUUGGGGAAAUGUGUGACAAGCAGAAGACACCUGAUGAUUUUCAGAGAUUACUUUGUAUUUACUGCUGCCAUUGUGCAAAACAUCCUUUAGUUCUAAUAACUAGCAGUCGCUACACGAUCUUGCACUUGUAGCUGAGCUACUUGAUUGUAUAACAUAAAGUUGACAUAUGAUAUCUUGAAGCUAUUCCUUAUGGUGCUUAUAUGGAAAACAACUUAAACGAGCUGGCUUUUGUUUUUCAGGGUCAACUAAUGCAUGCGAGAAAACAUCUUUUUCUUUUCUUCGGCAUGAACUUCCUGUGAGGCUAGCAAAUAUCCUAAAAGAAAUCGACUUCCUCCCUAGCCGACUGUUAAGCACUCCUUCAGUACAGUUGGUAAAAAGUUGGUAAGUAGCAAAACGUACGUAACACAUUUUACUACGUUCAACUUAAUCCUGCUUUUGUAUUUUAAAUUUCAGAAAGCUUCAUAUUUACUUUGCAACAGUAACAAGAACCUUUACAGUGGUACCUUGAGUUACAAACACUUUAGGUUACAAACUCCGCUAACCUGGAAGAGUUACCUCGAGUUGAGAACUGUGCCCCAGAAUGAGAACGGAAAUCGUGUUCCAGCGGCAGCAAGAGUCCCCAUUAGCGAAAGCACGCCUCUAGUUAGGAACAAUUUCAGGUUAAGAACGGAUCUCCGGAACGAAUUAAGUUCGUCACUAGAGGUACCACUGCAUUUGAAGCUUGACAGGUUGCUAGUAAAAUGCAGGUCAUUAUAUCAAGGCCAUAGCAUAGAAAAGCACGUGCUGGACGCACAACUAUGGCAUCCUCUGUAGUCAUUUUAUAGCUGCCGUGGCUGCUUGUUAAAUGUGAACUAAGAUGCUGUGAAACCUCACAUAAUUGUCUUCUGCCCAUGUAGUGUUAUCAUAAUGAUGACAUUCUGCACAAUCAAGAUAAAGGAACUGCGUUUUAACAGCUGCUGUGUUUGUGCACAGAUUUGGUGGCAUUGUUUGCGUCCUUGGUAUGUGCAAUGCUGUAUACCAACUGAUACCACACACAUUUUAAAAAAAACAUAUAAUAGUGAGCUGGAGAUAGCUUAGGAGGCAUGCAUACAAACAUUGAGGCAGGCACAUAGGAAUUUAAAAUAUAUUUUUCUACUCCUAAACUUAACUGAAGUCCUAGUAGUCUGUUUGCUCAUAGUUUGCCUUCUACUUGAGGUCACCGAGUUACUGAAUUGCUAAAGCAAUCUUAUCUCUCCAGUCAACUUUCCCUGGCCUGUAUGAAUAAUUCAUGGUUUACUUUGUAUAUUAACAGGUAUGUUGAAAGCCUAAUGGAGCUAGUGGAGUUCCGUGACAAAAAAUCAGAUGACCACAAAGUUCUAUCAAAGUAAGUUCUUAUGAGUUGUGUUGUUAGUAGCUUUACUUGCUUCACAGCUGACUUGAUGGGUUGCUCACCUAACUAAGCAUGAACAUUAUUCAGUUCAGAAUACAGAGACUACUGAUCAUAUGAUAAUGAUCAAAAGCUUUUAACAGUAUAGCUAACUGACACCUGAUACUGCAAAAAAUGGCACAUUGAAAUAAAAUAAGUCAGCAAUAAAUUAUAAACUGUCAAGGUAACAUUAAGAUGCUUCAAUUAUCUUGACAGAAUGAAUGGUGAAAAAAAUAACUUAUUUCAGUUUUGCUUUGCUGCCUUCGUCAGAUAGGCCAAGUCUAAAGUUAUCUCCCCCCUUCCCAGUUUCAUAGAUGCCAUUGUCAAAGUCCGAAAUCGGCACCAUGAUGUAGUGCCCACAAUGGCACAAGGGGUUCUAGAAUACAGAGAUUCUUCCAAGAUGGACCCAUUCAUCAAUCAAAACAUCCAGUACUUCUUGGAUCGCUUUUACAUGAACCGGAUAUCUAUUCGAAUGUUAAUAAACCAGCACAGUAAGUUGUUUUUCCAUCCCUUUGACAAGUUGAUUUUAAUGUUUUUGUCAAACAUUCUUAGAAAUAUUUGAUGAACUGUGGAUUUUAUUAAUCAUUUAUCUUUGCUGGUUGUAAAAAGAAAAAUGACAAGUGUAAAUGAUAUAAAUUAUUAUGAGAGGGAGAACAAGGGUCAAAAGCAGAAAGUAGUUAGUUAAUAAACAGUAUAGCCAAAAAGCAAUGAAAUGUGUGUACAUAACAACUCCAGUACUAAAACCUGGUAAAGUAGUACACACAAGGGGAAAUGCAUUGUGAUACAGAUGCCUCCAGACUAGAAAAAUGUAAAUGCCAAAGCACUUCACUGUAGUAGAUAGAAUAGCAGAUAAAACCUAGUUCAGCAAUGAAGCUCACUAGAUGGCCUUCAGCAAAUCACUGACCCUUGGCCCAUCAUCCCUUACAGAGCAGUUAUAAAUAUAAAGUUGGAUAGUCCCUUCUAUGUCGCCAUGAGCUCUUGUGGGAAGGAGAGAUAAGACAGGGCUGCCAUACGUCCGGAUUGUCCCCGACAUUACAGGGUUUUAAAAGGUGGAAUUGAAGUUCGGGAGGAAUUUCCAAAAGGUGGCACUUUGUCCUUUUUAUUAUUGCUAAAAAUCAUCCUUUAGAUAGCUGUAAUGAAUUAUGUUGAGCAACCUGGAAAAAAAUUGACCAUUUUGUCUUUUAAUUCAACAGCGCUUAUUUUUGAUAACAAUAACAAUGUGGGUAAUCCAAAGCACAUUGGAUGCAUUGACCCUUGCUGUGACGUUGUGGAUUUGGUGCAUGGUACGUAUAUGAAAUUGUCAGCAUCCCCUGGUGGCUUCAGCUAUGUGUAGAGAAUAUGUCCUUUUCUUAGGUGCAUUACCAGUUUAAGAGAGUGAAAUAAUUGUCAGUCUUUCAUGAGUAUCCUGGCUUCACAUCUAAGUGCAGAAUAUUUUGGGGAAGGACUGUAGCAUUUCCCUUGCGUGCAGAAGGCCCCAUGUGCCUUCUCAUGUGUCUUCAGGUGGGGCUGGGAAAAGAUUCUUCCUAAAACCCUGGAGAGCCUCUGCCAGUCAAGAGUCAACUGUGCUUAGGAAGGUGGAAGAGUCGAUUGCACUAUGGUGUAAGACAACUCCAUAUGUUCAUGUGUAUACCUACCUGCAUAUUCUGACCAUCAUGAGACAGGGAUCCUGGCAAGUUGCACACUUUUACAUUCAGUAGUGAGUGAAUGAAGGGUGGAAUGCCUGUUUUUAACGGGUCAUCAGAAUUUUCUCAUGCAGUCAGGUGGCAUUGCAUUUCUGUUGGGUACAGUCCUAUUCAGCCUGCUGCAUGCAAGAUCUGUUGAUUUCCACGUGACAGACAUGUGCAGUUAGAAGUCUUGGGUAAUAUUUAACUGAUAUUUCAGUGGCAUUCUGUGCCUUAAUGCUGACAGUUAUAAUUCAGCUUUCUGUAUACAGAAGCCUUAUUUCAAUGCUAGAGAGCACAGCCUGGAGUAGUCUAGUAUCUAGGAUAUGCCUAAUGAUGCAUAAGAGUUUGUGUUAAAUCGUGCUUCAUUUUUUCUUAUUAAAAUGAAUUCCAGAUGCUUUCCAGAGUGCCCAGAUGCUUUGUGACCAAUACUAUUUCGCUUCUCCAGACUUAAAGCUUACUCAAGUGAAUGGUGAGUGCAUUUUCCUCUUCUCCACCGUAUCAGGGUAGCUCUUUGGUUUCUCCUCUUUAGAAGCUUUUUGCUCUUACUGCUGACCCACUUGUCUAGAAUUGGAGGCUUACCAUUUUCCCCCCUUGAGAAAGUGCUAAAUUUGCACGGUUGCAUUCAUUCAUAUGAUGCAAUAUGCCAGACCUGAAUGAGCACAUGGACAUGUAAUUCUGAUAGGGUUGGUAUCCGCAUUUCCUUAAAAGAAAUCAAAAGAAGAAAUUAGCUUAGCUGCAAAUCCACCAUUAUAAUAGUUCAAGAAUGUUUUUGCUCAUGAAGGAUGGAUUGCAGGAAGUUUGUACUUCUUCAAUACAAUACAAACUUCUGCAAAACAAGAACAUUCAUAACUACAGUACUAUAGAAUAAUAAAGGAUAACAAAUUUCAGGAUGCAGUAUUAAAUGCACAGAUCUUAAGUAAAAGCAUUUAUUGUGGACACACAAUAACAAUUGUUUGAAAUUGAAUAGCAGCUGUGUGCUGAUUACUGUUUGUGCAUCUUCCUGCAGGAAAGGCAGCUGGACAGCCUAUCCACAUAGUAUAUGUACCAUCCCACCUCUUUCACAUGCUGUUUGAACUUUUCAAGGUUUGUGUUUGCAAUUAUGAAACAUUCAUUUUUCGCCUCCAUAUUUAUGUGUGCGUUAGCAGCAGCAUUUGUUCAGCACUGUUUUUACUAUUUUGCUUGAUGCCUUGGACUCCUUUGGAAGUAAGAAGUGGAAUAGAAAUCUAAUGAUACUUUAGUAUAUUGACUGGAAUUCAAAAUGGCAAAAAUUAGAGCAACUCAGAUUGAAUUAAGUCCUCCUGAUUCUUCGUUUCUCCUAGAAUGCAAUGAGAGCAACAGUUGAACACCAGGAAAACAAACCUUCCCUUGAUCCAGUUGAGGUGACCGUUGUACUUGGAAAGGAAGACCUGUCAAUUAAGGUAUCUUACAAGGCUUUUUUCCCAAUACAAUAGGUGCAACAUAUAAUAUAAACUUGCAAAUGGGGCACUUCCAGACAACCUGUUUAUUGAGCAUUUUUCCUGAUUUGUUUUUGAGGAGGUUAAAUGAUGUUGUAUCACCAGCAUUAUCUCACUCUUCCCAUGCAUUUCCCUAGCACUUUCUGUAUUGCCAGUAUGUGACUGAAUCCCACCCCAAAAUAGUGACCGUCUGGAAGCAUCCAGAGUCUCAUAGGUUUAAAAAGAUUUGGUGUGGAAUAGAUGGGUAGUGAAUUGCAGCAAAAUUACAACAAGCUGUCGCUAGCCAAAUACUGUUUUGGACAAUAUUGAUUUUUAAGGAAAAGAUAAGCAAAUUUGAUACAGGAUGAUCCUUAAAGCAGAAAUGAUUUAGUGGCUUUAGUGAUACUUUAACAAGGAUUAGAAACAUGCAUUUAAUACCUUUUGUGUGUGUUCUCAACUAGAUAUCUGAUAGAGGGGGUGGUGUUCCAGUGAGAAAAAUAGAAAGCCUCUUCAGCUACACAUAUUCUACAGCACCAAAACCUGUGAUGGAAAAGAAUUCUACUCCUCUGGUAAGAGAUGAAGCUAUAAGAAUUAAGCUGUAAGAUGAGAGCUGAGUCUUUGUAGCGGCCCUUGUUCUUGUCAAGGACUUGGAUUCUGAGUUCAUUGACAAAAACAAUGCUUCCAGGUGUACACGUAAGCACGCCUGAUAUCUGUAGUGACUCAACCAUGCUGAUCACUUCCAAUUCAUAGAAACAGCCUUGUUCUGGUUGCACAAAUUCAGACUCUGGAUGGGGGUGCACAUCAGGGUUUCUGUAUUGGGAGGAGAGGAGUAUUGUCUUAGCCCCCUCCUGUGGUUUGGUGUGUACAAUUUAUACGCAGGUUUACCUCUCCCAGACCUGAUAGUGACCCAAUACUUGGCAUGUAUUUCCACCUCUUCCCCUUUCUGUUCAGCAUUACUAAUUAUGUAGACAAGCAACCACUGAGGAGCCUCCAAAACUAGGUCAGUAGUGUUGCAUUAUUUUAGAUUGCCUUUGUUUAUAAUGCAAACUACGACUGCAUUAUACAGGAGAGAACUUGCUUUCCUCAUAUUUCUCCUGUGAAGAAUCAUUGUAGAGCACAUCAUUUUUCGUUGGGACUCCAUACCAAUAGGAUCUGCACAGUGUGACACUUGUACAGUACUUAGCCUAGGAAAGAAGGACCCCAUCGUUCCAAUUAACAAAAUGCCUCAUUUCUUUCUAGGCUGGUUUUGGUUAUGGCUUACCCAUUUCUCGCCUGUAUGCUAAAUACUUCCAUGGGGACCUCAAUCUGUGUUCCAUCUCUGGUUAUGGAACAGAUGCUCUCAUCUACUUAAAGGUAUGUUCUGCCCGUCCCCAAUCCCAGUAAUUUUGUAGUGCUGCAACUGUGCCUAUCACCAGCUUAUUUGAAUCAGGUUUGUUUUUAAUUUAUUAGUAACGAGGUUUAUUACUUUAAAGACAGUACUUUGUAUCAAUUGUACAUUAGUCAUCAGCGAGUCUUUGCAGAAUAUGCUCUUCAAAAGACUGCUGUUGCCUUUGUCUAAGUAGGUCAUUGUAAAUUAUUUUAUUAUUGGGAUUACAAGCCAUCUUGGCUAUUUUAUAGAAAUAUGGAAGUAUUACAAUGUGAUAAAUUAAAAAAUAAUUGAAAGUAUGUGCCAAAAUGAGAGUUCUUAAUAAAUGUAGAUUGGCCACCUUCACAUUAAAAAUAAUCUGACUUUGCUUUUCCCACAAAUACUGAGUUUAAUCUCUCUCACUACUUGUCAUUCCUGUAUUAUCAGUUAGUGUUCUAUCUUUAAGAUUGUUAUAAGUGUGGUCCAUCAUAAACUUCAGUCUCAAAAGAUUGGCAGAACAAUCAAGUCUCAAACUUUGAAUCAAACUUGUUCCAGGCUGUAUGUUUGCUCAUAACGAGGCUCAGUAAAAAAAUCAGUUUACUACAUUGAUAGUAAUGGUGUAAUCUAACUAUAUUUGGUCUUGCUUUCCAGGCCCUUUCCACAGACUCUGUAGAGAAACUUCCUGUUUUCAACAAGUCUGUUUCGAAGCAUUACCAAACCACUAUAGAAGCAGAUGAUUGGUGUGUUCCAAGUAAAGAACCAAAGAAUGUGUCAAGGCAGACUGCAGCUGCAUGAAAUCUGCAGUUCUCCAGAACACUGAAAGUGGAUCAAACCAAUGUUUCAGAUAGGACUAAUGAAACGAAUAACUAGAAGUCAUUUCUCUUCUAUACCAGGAUUUAGCAAGAGAAGAAAUUAUAUGGAACACAUGAUUACAGCAUAGACUGCAUGUACUGUAUUUGUACUACAGCAUGUCUAAUGAUAAUGGAUAUGUUAGGAGAAUCAAAAUGCAUAGAAAGAUGUGCACAUCAUUUCUUUUUAGCUUUUUGAAAUUUAAAUUAGCACUCCCAAGUACUAAUGUUUUCAGACUUCUGAGGUGGGACUUGAUAAUAUUCAAAAAACGUUAUGUUGUGGUUGAACUCCAGUACACAUCAAUUUUCCCCUAAUCCAGUCAGUAGGUAUUUCAUCCUAUUACAAAAUUAUGACUUUAAGUAUAUUUGACAUGCUCAGCCGACAAAGUCUAGUUGAAAGAGCACCGACAACAGGCUACCUUGACUGCAGUUGUUUGGCUUGAUCAAGAGUGCAAUGCUGAAAGUUGCAUAUUUCUAAACUUGCUCCAAAUGGUGAACAUUACUUGAAUUUUUAAAUGUAAAAUAGCUGUAUUUAUGUAUAGCGUUUUCAUUGCUUUUCUAAUGCUGAGAUUUUGCUCUUCUUGGAGAAGAAUCUUAAAGUGAUGUCAAGGAAGUGACGGUUAGAUAUUGUGAAGAUAAAAGUUUAUUAGCUGUAUCUUGGUGUAUGGCUCACAGCUCAGUACAGUGAGGGAGCAGCAGUACAAAUAGGGUAUUUUAAAGAUACUUAAAUUGCAAGUCAUUGAGCAGGAUAUGAAGCUGUUUGUGAGAGGGGAGAUGGGUUCUCUAAAUGGUGCUGUUACUAUGUAUGUGUGUGCACACCCAACUAUGUUUUCAGGGUGUAAAUUUGAAUCAUGUAUGUUAAUUUGGGGGCCACCUGCCACAGCUCAAUUUGAAAAAAAUAUGUGACUUUCAAUGCUGUCAAUGUUAAGAUUACUCUUGAGACAUUUGCAGGGAUGUGAUGAUAAAACAGGUUGUGGAAGAUACUGUGCCUGUAUCGAAAAUGCAUAAGGAACAGCUGUGAGAAAUACUAUUUCUUUGUGUAACUGCAAAGAACGAGGGUGGCAGAGUGUCUGUUUUUGUGAAGAGAUCAUUGGGAGAAUAUUCCAUUCCAAAUUGUGCUGCUAAAAGGCAGAGAAUUUGAUCAGGGCCCAGCUAGUGACAAUCCAGGUCAGUCUUCUUUUUUAAAAAAGGAAUAAUGUGCUAAAGAGCGAAAACUACUUUAUGUUUAAAAUGAUUGCUAUCUGUGGAGAUUUAGUGUCUGCUCAGUUGUGGACAGCAAUGAAGCUCCCACAUUUGCUGAUGUCCAUUUUUGCUGUGGACAUUGGGUUCAGUUGAAUUGGUAAUCCCAGCCAUGUGAGGCUAUUAUGUGCAGUUGGUACCCUGUACCAACAAAAGGCUUAACAGCUAACAUUGCUGGAGUAUUGGAUGUUUUUGUUCCUUCCUGUUGUCAUUGUAGUUCAGUUUUGGGAAAUGCUGAAGAUUUUUGUUCUGCUGCAGUGCCUAUUUGUAUAUGCUUGAUUAUGAGGAAACAAGUGUGUUGGUGACAUGCUAUUUGCUAUUGCAUACUUGAGAUGAAGAACUAAGGGGUGAGGUCUUAAUGCUGUGCAUUAAGUUAGUGUUAUGGUGUUAUCACAGUGGCAGCAUUAAAUAACAAGAUGAAUGUCAUUCAUAUAUAAUCCGCAUAUGUUCACCCAUAAUGUUUGGAUAACUGUGAUAUAAUUUGUGCCUUUCAUACAGUGCAUACAAUCUGCUAAAGAUGAGUUGUUUUACUGUUUUAAUAACCUAUACUGUCAUUCUAUGCAGUGUUUCUGAAAAGAACCAAAGGUGCCAUCUUUCUGUCACAGACCAUAUUAUCACGCUAAAUGGAUACUAGAAUUCCUUUUGCUGAAUUAUAUGGCUGCAGUAAAGGCAAGCCUAAGUAUGCCAUUGACUUUGAGCAACAUAAGCUUUUGGUGCUGUUUUAUGCUCAGUACAAAGUGGAAAAUGCAGUGUAAAAAAACCCAAAUUUUUGAAGACUGAAUUAUUUCUUCCACAGUGUGCCUUCGAGUUCAGGUGUACUCAAGAUGUAUUAUAAGAUUUUUAAUAAAAUUGUGGUGUGUGUUUUUUUUAAAUACUGCUUGACUCUUUUCUUCUCCACCCUCCUCUUAAAUCAUGCAAGCAAUGAAUUGCCUGUUACAUGGUUGAUUUCUAAGUCUGCAUUUUAUUUUUUUUAGUCCAUUUUUAAAAAUUACAUGUCUUUGUUAUUGGGGGGUCGGACAUUAUUGCUUCCAUUUUUGGUCCAACAGUUUAUUUCUAGUUGUUGCUCAGUUAUUACUGCUAUUCUGUAGCUUGUAAACAGUAACACUGUCACUUCUCUCAAACAGUGAACUCUAGUAGCUGAGCACUUAGCAGUCUGGAAGCAAAAUUAAGGUAGCGGUUUCUAUCUACAUGGUUGGGCAGUUCCUCAAAUAUGCAGGUGUAAGAGAAAAAGCACCCCAAAAGACCUUGAAAUUUUUUUUUUUGAGGCUUCUGUAUAUAAUGGAAUGUUGGUAUGGAAAUAAAUGGGGAAGACACAACCC
Podarcis lilfordi (Lilford's wall lizard) is the source of this 12500-nucleotide messenger RNA. Lineage: Eukaryota; Metazoa; Chordata; Lepidosauria; Squamata; Lacertidae. The record is from the annotation of a GenBank genome assembly.